Messenger RNA from Nematolebias whitei (Rio pearlfish), 695 nucleotides. It is a transcript of the gene arl2, whose product is annotated as ADP-ribosylation factor-like 2. The transcript is spliced from 5 exons. Gene Ontology annotation, biological process: protein folding. The record is from RefSeq and is a predicted model, not a curated record. Gene Ontology annotation, cellular component: cytoplasm; microtubule cytoskeleton. Gene Ontology annotation, molecular function: GTPase activity; GTP binding. Lineage: Eukaryota; Metazoa; Chordata; Actinopteri; Cyprinodontiformes; Rivulidae. Bases 139 to 693 code for a protein of 184 amino acids.
GGGGCUACUAUUUGUCGCACAUCUUGGAUUGUUGAUGCGGUUCAUGAAAGCUAUUUAAUCCAAAAAUUCACAUUUAAAAAUAAAUGUAUGUUCGUCAUUUUUUUAAAUAGGUGAUAUAUUGAGACUGUGUGCGUCGAGAUGGGUUUGUUGACAAUUUUGAAGAAGAUGAAACAAAAGGAGCGCGAAAUGAGGCUGCUUAUGUUAGGGCUGGACAACGCGGGGAAGACGACCAUCCUGAAGAAGUUCAACGGAGAAGAUGUCAGCACCAUCUCCCCCACACUGGGCUUCAACAUCCAGACUCUGGAGCAUAGAGGGUUUAAGUUAAACAUUUGGGACGUGGGCGGUCAGAAGUCGCUGCGCUCCUACUGGAGGAACUACUUCGAGAGCACAGACGGGCUGGUGUGGGUGGUGGACAGCGCUGACCGACUCCGGCUGGAGGACUGCCGGCAGGAGCUGAGCGCGCUGCUGCUGGAGGAGAGAUUAGCCGGUGCGACUCUGCUGGUGUUCGCCAACAAACAGGACCUGCCGGGAGCGCUGCCCAAAGAAGCGCUCAGAGAGGCGUUGGCUCUGGACGACAUCAGGAGUCACCACUGGUGCAUCGUGGGCUGCAGCGCAGUGACCGGAGAGAACCUGCUGGCCGGAGUGGACUGGCUGGUGGACGACAUCGCUGCUCGGGUCUUCACGGCCGACUGAAG